This is a messenger RNA of Penicillium olsonii, 1446 nucleotides long. NCBI's taxonomy places the organism in Eukaryota, Fungi, Ascomycota, Eurotiomycetes, Eurotiales, Aspergillaceae. The record is from the annotation of a GenBank genome assembly.
AUGUCCGAUAAAAAGCAACUUAUCAUCAAUGCGUUCGCGAUGCAUUCGCCUAGCCACCUUAACCCGGGACUGUUCCGCCAUCCAGCCGACCAAGGCGCGAAUUACAAGAGUAUCAAGCACUGGAUUGAGCUAGCAAAGAAGCUCGAAGAUGCCAAAUUCCAUGCGAUCUUCUUUGCCGACGUCUUGGGGGGCUACGAUGUCUACAAAGGCCCGGCCAAUCUGGACCCAACCAUUCCAGCCGGCGCUCAAUUCCCCAUCAACGAUCCGCUCUACAGCAUCCCCGCCAUGGCAGCCGCAACAGAGAGCAUUGGAUUCGGAGUCACAGCAUCAACCACUUAUGACUCUCCCUACGCCCUGGCACGGCGCUUCUCCACCGUCGACCAUCUCAGCAAUGGCCGGGUCGGUUGGAACAUCGUCACUUCGUACCUCGACUCCGCGGCCCGAAACUUCGGCCUUGACACUCAGGUCGAGCAUGAUGAGCGCUACCGCAUCGCAGAUGAGUACCUGGAUGUCACCUAUAAGCUAUGGGAGGCUUCCUGGAGAGACGACGCGGUGACGUGGAAGCCCGGCCAGAGCAAGACCCAGGGAUACGCAGACCCGAAGGCUGUUCGCCAGAUCAACCACAAGGGCAAGUACUUCCAAGUGCCUGGUCCGCAUCUCUGCGAGCCGAGCCCUCAGCGCACUCCCUUCAUUCUGCAGGCUGGUACUUCAACCGCCGGCAAAGCCUUUGCGGCGAAACACGCCGAGGCUGUCUUCUUGCAUGCGCAGCAGCCCGAGCUUGUUCGACCCUCUGUUGAUAGCAUUCGCCAGCAGGCGUCAGAGAUAGGUCGCAACCCGCAAGAUAUCAAGAUUAUCGCGGGUGCGUUGGUCAUCGUUGCCGAGACGGACGAGGAGGCCCACGCCAAAUUUGACGAAUUGAAGACGUACGGCGAUCGAGAAGGAGCACUCGCUUUAUUCGGUGGCUGGACUGGGUAUGAUCUCUCAACAUACUCCGAUGAUCAGGACUUCCGCUUCGUGGAACAGCCCGCCGUGCGUAGCAUGGUGAACCACUGGGCUAGUACGGUUCCUGGCACCGAGGGCCAGAAGUGGGAUAAGAAGACCAUCGCCGAGUACUUGACCCUUGGAGGAAAUGGUGUCAAGAUCAUCGGUAGUGUGAAGACCGUUGCUGAUGAGUUAGAACGCUGGGUUAGUGUUGGUGAUGUCGACGGGUUUAACCUCAGCUAUGCUAGCCUGCCGGAUACUUUUGAAGAUGUGAUUCGUCUAUUGCUGCCAGAACUGCAGCGACGUGGAUUGUUCUGGUCUGAUUAUGCAGUGAAGGGCGGUACCAUGCGCGAGAACAUUUAUGGACAGAAGGGUCAGAACAGACUUCCUGAGGCGCAUCCUGGUGCCAAGUACUUCUGGCGCGAGGGUCAAGAAGUGCCCCCGUACACUUUGGAGUCGAAUUAG